This is a messenger RNA of Teleopsis dalmanni, 1571 nucleotides long. RefSeq names its product methionine aminopeptidase 1D, mitochondrial. The transcript is spliced from 4 exons. The coding region runs from base 122 to 1078 and encodes 318 amino acids. Lineage: Eukaryota; Metazoa; Arthropoda; Insecta; Diptera; Diopsidae. The record is from RefSeq and is a predicted model, not a curated record. Gene Ontology annotation, molecular function: metalloaminopeptidase activity. Gene Ontology annotation, biological process: proteolysis.
AGUGUCAACAUUUUAAUUUUGUACGUUUUGAAUUUCGCAGGCUGGGAAUGUCAACAUGACGUAAAGCAGAAAAUCAUUUGAUUAAGGUUCUUGUUUGUUUGAAGGUAUAUAAAUUAUAAAAAUGAUAUCUUGCCGACAAAUCUUACCAAAUUUGUGCAGAGCCGUUGUGAAAAAAAACACGCGAAGAGGGUUUUUUAAGCUGAGUAAAAAUAAGAAAGAUUUUGGCGCUUGUAAUGUAGUGGAGAUAGGUGAAGUUUCGCCAGAACGAGCAGUCCCCGAUCACAUACGUAAACCAGAAUAUUAUUUUCAAUUUAUGAGACCGGGAAGUACGUUAGGCGUACCAGAAAUAAAAAAUCACGAGCAAGUUCAUCGUAUGAGAAGUAGCUGCAAACUAGCAGCACGCAUAUUAGCCAGCUGUGAGCAUCUUGUUCAGAAAGGUACGAAAACUGAUGAAAUUGAUGCUUUCGUGCAUGAUCAAAUCAUAGCUGCAAAUGCUUAUCCAUCGCCUUUGCGUUAUGCAGGAUUUCCAAAAUCAAUUUGUACUUCAGUAAACAAUGUUGCUUGUCAUGGCAUACCUGAUAAUAGAGCAUUAUUGGAUGGUGAUAUGAUCAAUGUAGAUAUAACUGUAUUUUAUAAUGGUUACCAUGGAGAUUGCUCUAAGACAUUUUUGGUGGGAAACGUCGAUGAACGUGGUCGCUAUCUUAUAGAGUGUACGGAGAAAUGUUUGAAAAAAUGUAUUGAACUUUGCGCACCUGGUGUGCCUUUUAGUGCAAUUGGACGACUUAUAACACAAUACUGUAAAGAAAAGGAUUUAGGUGUACUACCCGCGUUUAGUGGUCAUGGCAUUGGAAGUUAUUUUCAUGGCCCGCCAGAAAUCUGUCAUUAUAAAAAUAAUAUGCCAGGUCAUAUGCAACCUAAUAUGACGUUUACAAUAGAACCCAUUUUAACAUUAGGUGGGCCCGAUAUUGAAAUACAGGAAGAUGGCUGGACAGCAAUGACUGUAGAUGGUGCUCGCAGUGCUCAGUUUGAACACACUGUGCUUAUUACGGAGCAAGGUGCAGAAAUUUUAACAAUCUGAACUGCUUGUUUAAUAUAAAAAGAGUUAAAUUUGCUUUCUCGACUAUUUAAAGCAUUUAAAGUUAACAUCAUAUAUUUUAAUCUUUUUAAUUAAUAAUUGUGAUUUGUAUCCCUAAGUACAAAAAGUGUUCAUUAUGAUUGCUACAGAUUUCAUUUUAUGUUUGAAAGAAAACUACGCGUGUGUAAUAAAAAGGAAAUAUAAACAAUUUUAUGUUCGUAACCCUGCAAAUCAAAAGUGAACUAUUCAAUGAAUUGAAAACAAUAUUUUUCCCAAUACAUACCAGAGACAUGUGUGUUGGGAACGUGAUUUUCUCCGUUUUCCUAACGAACAGUAUAACUGCAAUAACUUCUUUUAGCAUAAUUUGGAAAUCGGAUCGAACAGCUUAUGGGAUAAAUCCAGAUGCUUCUCGAACAAACUUCAAAUAAUAUUAAUGAUCAAGAUAAAGCAUUGCCUUGAAAAGUUAUCAUAACUAAAGUGAAACUCACUAAGUAAG